This is a messenger RNA of Nicotiana attenuata, 1270 nucleotides long. Its product is annotated as vacuolar protein sorting-associated protein 24 homolog 1-like. The record is from RefSeq and is a predicted model, not a curated record. Gene Ontology annotation, biological process: late endosome to vacuole transport; protein transport; endosome transport via multivesicular body sorting pathway. The transcript is spliced from 6 exons. Gene Ontology annotation, cellular component: ESCRT III complex; multivesicular body. Lineage: Eukaryota; Viridiplantae; Streptophyta; Magnoliopsida; Solanales; Solanaceae. The coding region runs from base 359 to 1027 and encodes 222 amino acids.
UUGGCUUUCCAAAGAAAGAAUGCUAGUAUGUAUUUGGCCUAUGGUAAAAGAAAAAGUUGAAACCCAACGUUGAGAUCCAAACGGAAACCUGCCAUCACACGGCGAACUUUGCCUUCCUCCACCGCUACAGUCUUCUAAUUCAAUUGGGUUAAAGAAUUAAGUAUUAGUCAUUUUUUUUAACUUUUUAUUCAGCGAAUCUACUGUAGAAAUAACUGAAAAGAUUAUUCUUUGAUCAGAAUUUCUAUUCAGAAGAACAAAUACGCGAUAAAGAAAGGUUCUUGUUUGAUCAGAAUAUCUAUUCAGCUUCGUCAAUUCUUGCAGCCUUUUGAUUUGAAGGGGUUUUCACGAAAGAAAAAAAAUGGAGAAAGUAAUGAAUAUAUUGAAGCCAAAACCGAACCCUCAACAGCUUUUAAGGGAUUGGCAACGUAGGCUCCGACAAGAAUGUCGGAAUAUUGAACGUCAAAUCCGAGAUAUACAAAGAGAGGAGAAGAAUGUGCAGAAAGCAAUUAAAGAAGCUGCAAAGAGAAAUGAUAUGGGUUCUGCUAAGUCACUUGCGAAAGAGAUUGUGAGAUCUAAAAGAACUGUGAACCGAUUGUACGAGAAUAAGGCACAGUUGAAUUCAAUAUCCAUGCACCUUGGAGAAAGUGUCGCCAUUGCUCGAACUGUCGGACAUUUGUCUAAAAGUGCUGAAGUCAUGAAGCUCGUCAAUAAUCUUAUGAAGGCUCCAGAAGUGGCUAUGACAAUGCAGGAGUUUAGUAAAGAAAUGACCAAGGCUGGCGUGAUGGAGGAAAUGGUAAAUGAUGCAGUGGACAGUGCACUGGAUUCAGAAGACAUAGAAGACGAGAUUGAAGAAGAAGUUGACAAGGUUUUGACUGCAAUUGCUGGUGAGACUACUGCACAACUUCCUGAAGCAGUCCGAAAGGAGAAGUUAAAGCAACCCGCGCAGGCAGUGGAGGAUGCAGAGGGUGCUGAUGAAGAGGAAGAUUUAGAAGAACUAAGGGCGCGCCUUGCUAAAGUUAGAUCCUAAUAAAUUGACUUCAACUGCCUAAGGUUUCAAUGUAAAAUAAGUUUGUAUGUGAAGCACAGACCUUUUCUAUCUGGGAGAGAGGAUAGUUGAGUACCUUGUGUAUCUUAGAAUCAGUUAACUCAUGAUUUCUUGUGUUAAUUAUCCAAUGUGAGUUCCUAUCUUUUUCUCUUGUAUGGAAAAUGAAAUACUAUGUUAACAACAUUUCCUGCUAUUUAGUGGAAUUGGUUGUCCAAUAUGUAUUUA